Messenger RNA from Grammomys surdaster, 2648 nucleotides. RefSeq names its product cell division cycle 37 like 1 (gene Cdc37l1). Gene Ontology annotation, molecular function: heat shock protein binding; protein-folding chaperone binding. The transcript has 7 exons. The coding region runs from base 187 to 1194 and encodes 335 amino acids. Gene Ontology annotation, cellular component: cytoplasm. NCBI's taxonomy places the organism in Eukaryota, Metazoa, Chordata, Mammalia, Rodentia, Muridae. Gene Ontology annotation, biological process: protein folding; protein stabilization. The record is from RefSeq and is a predicted model, not a curated record.
UACUUCUUCUUCCGCAGUCCGCCGGCGGCACAGUCCAGGCCUGCUCCGGGAGUGUAUCGACUUCGCCAGCGGCAGAGGGAUUCUGGGUAACGACCGUGGCCGGCGGGGCGGCUGGCUCCGCCCAGCAGGUUCCACUCACGCCAGGGCCGUUGGCGGUGGCGGUUGUCGGGCCCGGGCCAGUGGGACAUGGAGCAGCCGUGGCCGCCACCGGGCCCUUGGAGCUUCCCGCGGACUGGCGGGGACACCGAGGAGGAGAGUGAUUUAGACGUGUCCCCCUCUUCUUCCCACUACUCUCCGGUACCGGACAGCGGCGCCCAGAUGUAUAGCCAUGGGAUUGAGCUGGCUUGCCAAAAGCAGAAAGAAUUUGUAAAGAGCUCUGUGGCGUGCAAAUGGAAUCUUGCUGAAGCCCAGCAGAAACUUGGCAGCUUAGCACUGCAUAACUCUGAGUCCUUGGAUCAGGAACAUGCCAAAGCACAGACUGCGGUGUCAGAACUGAGGCAACGGGAAGAAGAAUGGAGACAGAAAGAGGAGGCUCUGGUCCAAAGAGAGAGGAUGUGUCUCUGGAACAUGGAUGCCAUUAGUAAGGAUGUUUUUAAUAAGAGUUUUAUUAAUCAAGAUAAAAGAAAAACAGAAGAUGAAGAUAAGUCACAAUCAUUUAUGCAGAAAUACGAGCAAAAAAUCAGACAUUUUGGUAUGUUGAGUCGAUGGGAUGAUAGUCAGAGAUUUUUGUCUGACCACCCAUACCUUGUAUGUGAAGAAACUGCUAAAUAUCUUAUUUUAUGGUGUUUCCACCUAGAAGCUGAGCAGAAAGGCGCUCUCAUGGAACAGGUAGCACAUCAAGCUGUUGUGAUGCAGUUUAUUAUGGAAAUGGCCAAAAACUGUGACGUGGAUCCAAGAGGCUGUUUUCGUUUGUUUUUCCAGAAAGCCAAAGCAGAGGAAGAAGGUUAUUUUGAAGCAUUCAAAAAUGAACUUGAAGCUUUUAAAUCAAGAGUAAGACUUUACGCUCAAUCACAAAGCUUUCAACCUGUGACAGUUCAGAAUCAUGUUCCCCAUUCUGGUGUUGGAUGCAUAGGCUCCUUAGAAUCCUUAUCACAGAAUCCAGAUUCUCUUCAGUGUUGUACCCCUGCCCCUCUGUGCAGUGUAGACUCAGUGGUACACAAAGAAGAUGACGACAGAAUGAUGGACACUGUGUGACUCAGCUAGACUGCUGAGCCCAAGGACUAGUUUGUUAGAAGAAAGGAAGAGCCUGGCUAUUUUCUUGACACUUUUAUGGGUGCUGCACUUUAUUUUUGUUCGGUUUUGAUGGGAGGGAAAGAGUACUGAAAUGUUUUGCAACUUUUUUUAUGUGCUGCUAGGGUUUUUGUUGUUGUUUUGUUUCUGAAGGGAGGAGUGGUAACCAUAUGUUGCAGGAAGUCAAACUGGACGGACUCUCCCCCACCCCUCAGUUACUAAAUUUGCCUUUAACUGUUCUUAUUUUUGGAAUCAAAGUAUGAAAAUCUGCACACUGCAAUGUUUACAAGACUGGUUGACUGAGGAGACAUCUGCUACACAGUCUUUUUUACAUGGAUAUAUACAUGUCCUACUUCGUGGAAAGAAUUAAAGAUAAAAAUACGCUGUGUCCCACUGCAAAGUUCAGCUGUCAGAUCUGGUAUUUAUCACAUUAAAAGCAAUAAAUGAGUAGUGGUAAGCUACUUUACUAUUAAGUAAGCUGGAUGGCACAAAUUAAUGUUUUAAGAUAUUUAAUUUGUAUUUUCGGCACCACCAGUUAAUUCCUUGACUAGUAUAAAUUUGAUAUUAAAAACAUUACAUUUAUCCCCAGUAGUCUCAAAACUGUUCAGAAGUCGACUUUGUCCUGAUGACUGUUUAAAUAUUAAGGAGGGUAGUGAGUUUAGAAAAUGAUACAGUUUUCUGAUUUUCCAAGAAGAUAAAAUGCAAGCUUACCCUAAUUUACUUGACAUAGUCUGGGACCUCUCAGGGAGUAAGUUUUAGGAUUGAAACGGCCUGUGAGAACAAACAGGAAGAGUAAGGUCCUUGUUACAUCCCAGUUCUGUGUGUGAUAUGGUGAAGCCGUGAGAAAGGUAGACCUGAGCUGCCAGCCAUGCCUAAGAAUUUGCUGACCGUCUCCUUCAGUGGCAGCGAUGGGUCUCACUCUGUCUGCUACUCGCUUCUAGCUCAGUUACUAGAGGAUGCUUCUGAGCUUCACUUCUUCCUGUGUAAUUCAUUGCAGAUCCACCAGGAUGUUUGAUGAUUCUUUUAUUUAGAAUUAGAUGACAGUGCCAAUUAUGAUAUCCUUAUUAUUUGAGGAUUAAUCUUCCAGCAUACAGGAGCACUAGCUUUGGUUAUUUUUGAGUGUAAUCUUUGGCUCAGUCCCACUUCAAUUUGUAGCAAAGUGGGUACCUGGGGUUUGGGAAUGCAGGUCUCAGUGUGAAUAAGGGAAUCAUGCUAAGCGGCCAUGGGGAGCUCAGAGCGGUGACCUCCACCUCUGCUGUCCUGUUCAGCUGAUGGGGCACCUAAUACUUUGGAAAUGGACUGGAAUUGUUGAAUCAUACUCCUGUAAUGUCACAAUCUUCCUAGUUCCCAGAAUAAAAGUCUUUUUGUGCUUUUGAUAUAAAUAUAUAUACUCUAUAAUAAAAUGUCUGACUAAUUUA